This is a messenger RNA of Euleptes europaea (tarantolino), 3051 nucleotides long. It is a transcript of the gene HELQ, whose product is annotated as helicase, POLQ like. The transcript has 17 exons. Gene Ontology annotation, molecular function: nucleic acid binding; ATP binding. Bases 31 to 3006 code for a protein of 991 amino acids. NCBI's taxonomy places the organism in Eukaryota, Metazoa, Chordata, Lepidosauria, Squamata, Sphaerodactylidae. The record is from RefSeq and is a predicted model, not a curated record.
UUCUUGCAGUAUAAUGGCAGCGAAGAUGACAUGUUUGGGGACUAUGACAGCUUUUCUGGCAACACCUCUUUGUUAGCAGAAGUAGAUGUCAUAGAGCAAAGGUCUGCGCAAUCUCCUGACUUUGUUUUGGAUUCUGAAAGCCUAGAGAGCAGAACUGCUGUCCGGCUACAGAGUGACGCGAGUGUAGAACGGACAUUUUCAUUUGCAGAAUGUAUUAAUAGCUUUAGAAGUGGAGCACAACAUGAUUUCUUGAGCUCUGCGAAAGAACAGCGUGAGAGCCCUCUAAAGCCUACAGAUGAGGACGAGGUUCUAGAGUGCCUCCCAUCAUCACAGCUUUUAUUUCUUAAACAGUCCGAUGAAUGUUUUGCUGGCCACGACACGGCAGCAUGUGUAAAACAAGGAGACGAUCAUGUGAAUGGCUGCCCUGACAAGACCACAAAUCAGUCUUACAAGACAGAACAUAAUAAAAAAGAUAAUGAACCAUCUACAAGUGCUUUGUCUGACCCGACCAGAAGAAAGAGUCUCAAAGAUCUUCUCAAAAGUGCAAUGGCUGGGAAUGCCAGAGCUACAGCUCCGUUGGUCUCUAAAAGUAAAGAGCUCAAGGCGGCUGUUGUAGCCGAAGAGACUGAUCUUGCUCAGGAAACAACCGAUGCUUCAUUCGUUGAUAUUGGUCCCUUUUACGGCUUACCCACCAAAGUCAAGGAGCUACUGGUAAAGUGGCGAGGAAUUGAAAACCUUUAUGAUUGGCAGCAUGAUUGUUUAACAUUAGAAUCACUGAAACAGAGAAAAAAUUUAAUAUACUCCUUACCGACUAGUGGAGGAAAAACACUUGUAGCUGAAAUUUUAAUUCUUCAAGAAUUGCUGUGCAGGAGAAUGGACGUAUUAAUGAUCCUUCCUUAUGUGGCCAUCGUUCAGGAGAAGGUUGGAAAUUUAUCAGCUUUUGGAAUGGAACUGGGUUUUCUAGUUGAAGAAUAUGCAGGAAGUAAAGGAAAAAUUCCCCCAAUCAAAAGAAGGCUGAAGAAAUCCCUGUAUGUUUCUACUAUUGAGAAAGGACACAGCUUGGUGAAUUCCUUGAUAGAAACAGGACGGAUCAAUGAUUUGGGGCUAGUUGUUGUGGAUGAGUUGCACAUGAUUGGAGAAGGAAGUCGUGGAGCUUUUCUAGAAAUGACACUUGCAAAGAUCAUCUACACAAGUAAGACUACUCAGAUCAUUGGAAUGAGUGCAACUUUAAGCAAUGUUGGAGACCUGCAGCAGUUUUUGAAAGCAGAAUACUACACCAGUAAUUUCAGACCAGUAGAAUUAAAAGAAUAUGUUAAAAUACGAGACAGUAUCUAUGAAGUUGAUAGCACUGCAGAAAAUGGUUUUACAUUUUCACGUCUCCUUGAAUACAAGUAUUCUAGUAAUCUGCAGAAGGUUGACCCAGACCACCUUAUUGCCUUGGCUACAGAAGUCAUUCCAAAGUACUCCUGCCUCGUCUUUUGCCCCACUAAAAAGAACUGUGAAAAUGUAGCCGAAACAAUAUGCAAAUACUUGAAGAGAGAUUAUAAAACCCUCAGGGAGAGAGAAAAACGGGACCUGAUUGAAGACUUAACUAACAUUUGCAAUGGAAGACUUUGUCCAGUCCUGAAGCGAACAAUUCCUUUUGGAAUCGCCUAUCACCACAGUGGCCUUACCAACGAUGAAAGAAAACGAAUUGAAGAAGCGUAUUCCUCUGGCAUUCUCUGUCUCCUGACUUGCACCUCUACCCUUGCCGCUGGAGUUAACCUGCCAGCUCGAAGGGUCAUUGUAAGAGCUCCGUAUAUUGCUACAGAAUUCAUGAAGAAGAAUCAGUAUAAGCAGAUGAUUGGCAGAGCCGGUCGGGCUGGUAUUGACAGCGCUGGCGAAAGCAUUCUUAUAGCGCAAGAGAAAGACAAACAGCUGGUUCGAAACUUAGUACACAGCCCUUUAGAAAGCUGCUACAGCAACCUCUUGCUUGAGUGCAACAGAGGAAUCCGAAGCCUGAUCCUGUCUUUAGUUGGCUUGAAGAUAGCAACAAGCCCUGAAGAGGUUUACUACUUUAUGGGCAGUACUUUGUUUAGUGUCCAGCCCCAGCUUCUCCCUAAAGAAAAGAGCCUGUGGGACAUAACUGUGGAAGCGUUACAGUGGUUGAAACAAAACGGGCUCCUGAAAGAAAGAGCAAAGAGUGAGAGUGAACACCGUUUGCAGUAUAAUCUAGAGAUAACUCACUUGGGCCAAGCCACUUACAAAGGUUCUGUCAAUCUGGCAUAUUGUGAUACACUCUAUGCAGACCUUAAGAAAGGCCUCGAGGGGCUCAUCCUUGAAAGCUGCCUUCAUUUAUUGUACCUGACAACACCAUAUGAUAUGGUUUCCCAAUGUAACCCAGACUGGAUGAUCUAUUUUAAACAGUAUAAUCAACUAACUCCAAUAGAGCAGCAAGUAGCAGCCACCGUUGGAGUGCCAGAGAGCUUUAUAACUAAAAAGGCUUCUGGACAAGCCAUCAAGAAGGACGUGGAUAGCGGCACCGUCGGUAAACUAUACCUGUCGCUCGUUCUUCAUGCUCUGUUAAAAGAGACCAACAUAUGGAGCGUGGCAGAAAAAUUUAACACAUCACGUGGAUUUGUUCAAACUCUCCUGAAUUCGUCUGCUUCGUUCUCCUCCUCAGUUCUGCAUUUCUGUGAGGAACUGGAUGAAUUUUGGGUUUAUAAAGCUCUCUUCGCAGAACUUAGCAAGAAAUUGACCUAUUGUGUUAAGGCGGAGCUCAUUCCUCUUAUGGAAGUGGCAGGUGUUUUGGAGGCCCGAGCCAAGCAACUCUACAACGCAGGGUAUAAAACUGUAGCACACUUGGCGAACGCAAAUCCAGAAGCUCUGGUGGAGACUAUCGAGCAUCUGUCCAGACGUCAGGCUCGACAAAUAGUUUCUUCUGCAAAGAUGCUUCUGGCUGAAAAGGCAGAGGCUUUACAAGAAGAGGCCGAAGAACUGCUGCGAAUACCUACAGACAUUCCUUGAAGCUUCCUGAUCGCUCCUCAGUAUGAAUGUGGAAAUCAGACAAUU